Molecule: messenger RNA, 1462 nt
Organism: Cloeon dipterum
Lineage: Eukaryota; Metazoa; Arthropoda; Insecta; Ephemeroptera; Baetidae
Exons: 6
Coding region: 8-1288 (426 amino acids)
Source: RefSeq, a predicted model, not a curated record
CGCGAGGAUGAACUCGAACGGCUCUUUCAGCAAGCCCCGCAAUUUGGUCCUUUUGGUGUGGGUCCUGAUGCUGGGCUCGAUCGGCAUCGCGUUCCACGCGCACCUCAUGCAGCAGCAAAUGGAAAAGUUGCGGGCCACCGUGGACGAGCACAGUUCAAGGUUGAUGGCGCCUUUGAAGCAGGCCGAGGUGGAAUUGGCGAAGUCCCACGAGGCCAGGUGGACGGCCGCCAUGGACAGCGUGCGGAAUGCCCAAGCGGAGAUGCGGAAUAAGGGAAAUUUGCUGAGCCAGGUCAAGGAUAAGGUCAUGCAGUACGUGACCAAGAAUAAAAAUGCGGACGGGUUCGUUAAAAAAUUGCGAGACGAGUUCGAAUCCGUGCUGCAGACCGAGAUUGACAUCUUGCAAGCGAAAAAGGGAAUUUACAACCUGAGUGUGGAAAUCAGGAUGCUCGUCAGGGAGAAAAUCUUAAAGCUGCCCAUUGAUACAAAAGCGUUAUACACACACGACGGAAAAGAACUGGAAAACCUCUUGAAGAUGGACCAGGAGGACAACGAGUUGAUCAAAUACGUGAGAAGGAAAAUGCUGGUGACGCCUUCCCCCCGGAACGUUCCCUACAAUUUACAAUUCCCUCUGAAAAAGGACCGAAGCGAGGGCCAGUUGCCCGCAUUUCUAGACAUUUUCGCCAAUGUGUCGACUGGAGGUUAUUUCAUCGAGUGCGGCGCCUUCGACGGCGAGGAAAUCUCCAACACGCUCGACCUGGAGGAGCGAUACAACUGGACCGGCGCCCUGAUCGAAGGGUCGCCCACCAAUUUCAAAGUUCUCACCUCCAGAAACCGAAAGUCGACUUUGGUCCCUGCUUGUUUGAGCGUGGAAAAACACCCGACCCAAGUCAAAUUCGAGGACGGAAGUACCUUGGGGAAAAUUUUCAACGUCAGUGGUGUUCCCGUGCAGAGCAUUCCCGGUCGUCCGAAAAAUCCGUUGCUUGAUGUCCUCUGCCUGCCAUUUUACACGAUUUACAAAGCGCUGGACCAAACCGAAAUCGACCUUUUCGUUUUGGACAUCGAGGGCCACGAGAAUGAGGUUUUGCGCACGAUCCCUUUCGACAAGGUCGCCAUACACGUGUUGAUUGCCGAGUUCAGUCACGGAGUAAAGUUCACCAAAGAGGACAUGAAAAAGUUCAUGCUGGAGAAAGACUUCCGCCUUUACGAAGGCUCAAAGCAAAACUACUGGCCCAAGGAGAAUUUCAUGUUUAUCAAAAAAGGAUGCAAAUAUGAUACGAAACAUCCUUAAAUUUUCUAUUAGUAAAUGUGUUUUUUGCUUUUAUUUUGUUUAAAUUAUUUUAAAUAAAAUUUUUGUAUCAUUUCUCAAAAAUAAUUGUGAAUAAUCCACAAAUUUCAUCAACACUAAUUUCAGUUAGAAGAUAUUAAAAUUAAUGUUAUUAUACUGUUGCUUGGAGAUAGUUUA